Messenger RNA from Myripristis murdjan (pinecone soldierfish), 3824 nucleotides. It is a transcript of the gene ptpn22, whose product is annotated as protein tyrosine phosphatase non-receptor type 22. Gene Ontology annotation, cellular component: nucleus; cytoplasm. Gene Ontology annotation, molecular function: non-membrane spanning protein tyrosine phosphatase activity. The transcript is spliced from 27 exons. Gene Ontology annotation, biological process: T cell receptor signaling pathway; negative regulation of T cell activation; protein dephosphorylation. NCBI's taxonomy places the organism in Eukaryota, Metazoa, Chordata, Actinopteri, Holocentriformes, Holocentridae. The coding region runs from base 498 to 3110 and encodes 870 amino acids. The record is from RefSeq and is a predicted model, not a curated record.
UGUUCACCACUCCCUCUGGCUCCAUCCCCGCUCCACUCCUCUUGUGUGCCUUGAAUGUCGUCCAACAGGCUAGACCACUUGCAGUACAUCCUCAUUCUAGGUAGGAACAGCUGUUCACCCCUGUAUAUACACAUAGAUGUCUGGCUCUCUUGUGGGUGUUUCCCUCUCAUUAGCUCUCUAUCACUCAGACACAUGAAAUCACGCAUCCGAGUAGCUCUAGGACCCUGUGAGAGAUACCCAGGGGGCGCGGCAAUAUUUUCAAUCUGACCACAGAACCUGUUAGCUCACUUUGCUUCCUCUAAGACAGCUCACACACAACCCUCACAAUAGUUCCUUGAUGUGAGAGUUGCAAUAGAGACGUGAUCUUUGCAGUGGCUACCGACCACAGUCCCAGAACCCAGGUCCUGGGAUCCCUGCUCCAUGACCCGUGGAGAAGGACCUUUGUGCCGUGACAUGCCUGAGAGAGGUGGACAGUCCCAGGCAGCACACAGCCAGUCAUGGAUCAGCAGACUUUGAUACUGAGGAGCCUCCUGGCCCAGCUGGAGACAAAGGAGGCUGCGGAUGAUGGCACAGAGAACAGCCUUGCCGUGGAGUUCUUGAGGUUGAAAAUGCAGUCAACUAAGUACCGCACUGACAAGACCUAUCCCUCGAAAGAAGCAGAAAAGCAGGAGAACAUCAAAAAGAACCGCUACAAGGACAUCAUUCCUUUUGACCACAGCAGAGUGAAGCUCACCCUCACCACUUCCAAAAAUGACUCAGAUUACAUCAACGCCAGUUUCAUCAAGGGAGUGUCGGGUUCCAGGGCCUACAUUGCCACUCAGGGUCCUCUGCCGCACACGGUGCUGGACUUCUGGAGGAUGCUUUGGGAGUACAGCAUUGAGGUCAUAGUGAUGUCCUGUCGGGAGUUUGAGAUGGGGAAGAAAAAGUGUGAGCGCUACUGGCCAGAGAAACAAGGAGAACCAUUUGUCUGUGGGCCUUUCACAGUUUACUGUGAUUCUGAGGAAAAUAAAGGAGAGUAUCUGACAAGGACAUUAAGGGUGACCUAUCACAGUCAUAGCCGAACUUUGCAUCAGCUGCACUAUGUCAACUGGCCAGAUCACGGUGUCCCAGACUCCAUUGCUCCUAUUCUGGAAAUGCUGCAGGAUAUGCGUUCCUAUCAGGACCAUGAUGAUAUACCCCUCUGCAUCCACUGCAGUGCUGGCUGUGGUAGGACAGGAGCCCUGUGUGUUAUUGAUUAUACUUGGAACCUGGUGAAGUCACAGAUGGUUCCUGAAGACUUCAGCAUCUUUUCCUUAGUUCAAGACAUGCGAACCCAACGACCCUCAGUGGUUCAAACCAAGGAACAAUAUGAACUGGUCUGCAGAACCAUCAAGUUCCUGUUUGAGAGGUAUCUGCGCACCGCUGAAGUACAAACAAGCAGAAAUGAGGUGCCAGUGUUCCCAUCUUCUGUCACAGCAACCAGUGAAACUGAGCUCUCUGACUUGAGUGAGGUGUUGGAGUAUGACAUACGACUACGACCAGAAAUACAGCAUAUAGCACAUCUAGAAUCACAGGAACGGUUUCCAUUAGUAGAAGUGCAUGGGCAGACAUCCAAUCAUGUUGCACCACUGAGGAUGCCUGCACUGGCAGUAGAGGGGGGUGAUUUACUGCAGCACCAUCAACACUUAUGCCAGACCUUUCCUGAGGUUCUGCACCCCACCGACGGUCAAGAGGGACCCUGCCUCACCAAUGAGCUCACCAGUACCCACCCCACUGCUCUGGAGCACACAAACCACAGAGCCCCAGGGCUGGUGGAAAGGAUAGCAGAGGGGGAUGACAUACCACCACCGAAACCGCCUCUACUGCCUGUGGCAACCAUUUGUCUGACGGUGGAGGACCCCUAUUUUGACUCUCCGGUGGGUUCCCCCUCACUAGAAGUGGCACAGAGUGGCUCAAGUGAAGAUGUUGCUCUUAUCAGCCCGCUGACAACAAACCCUGUCCUCAUCACACCCAUUGUGACUCUUAAUGACCAGACUCUGGAGCUCAAGCCUCCUGCUUCAGCUACAGAUGUAACUCAUUCAGAUGACAGCAUACCUCCUCUGUUACCCAUCCGAACCCCUGAAUCCUAUAUACUGGCUGUUGAUCCAGAGGUCUCAGAGCCCUUUGACAGGUUAGCUGUAAUCAUCCCACCCAAUGCUGCUGCUGAGGCUCUCAGGGAGAUGGGAGGAAGCCCCCCUUCACCUGUCCCCCCACUUCCAGAGAGAACCCCAGAGUCCUAUGAGCUGGCCAUUGAUGCAGCUCCUGUGGAGCAGAUGCAUGAGAUCACACCGGCCGUGAACCUCAACAGAAUAGGAACGUCUUUGGAAUGGUCUUGCACCUCUGCGCAAGUAGAUGCCACAACUCAGAUGGAGAAGAAAUCAUGGAUGAGAAGUAAGAGUUUGAAAGUAAAGAUGUCCUUGUCAGCGCCAUCGCAUCUAACUUCUGCAUCAAAUGCAACCUUAAAUCUCCCCCCUCCCCCUAACCCUCCUCCACCACACCAACUGACUCCUCCGCUGUCGUCUCAAGCAGAUGAGAGUCUGACUCCGCCCCUCCCUGACAGAACCCCUGAGUCCUUCAUCCUGGCCACUGAGGAGGAACCUACAGAGAACUCUGCCCCCUCUCAAGUUGCACAGUCUUCACCAAUGAUAGGGAUCUCCUCUGAGUGGGCUGGCACCUCUCAGCCCAAGAAGUUCCUUGACGUUGUCAUGAACAGAAGCAAGAGUGUUCGAGCAAGAAGUUCAAGACAAGAGCCCCUUACUGCAUUUCAGCAGCUAUCUCCACCCCCUGUGGUCAUGGCGGGAGGAGGAAGUGCAGAAGGGGGGCAGCAUGAUGCAAACCACACACCCUCACUCAGAACCCAGACCUCAGAGAACAGAUCGGAUGAAAGCAGUGGGAAAGUCAUGUCUAGAACAAAGUCCCUGAAGUUUUUUAGACACAAAGUAAAACCUAAGACAGCACCUCAACCAGCUCCUACUCAAUCUGGAUCACCGCCCGCAUCAUAUAGUGCUUCCACUUCAGUGUUCAAAUUCGGAUUUGGGAACCGAUUUGGGAAGCCAAAAGGCCCCAGGAGUCACCCAGAGACCUGGGUGUAAGUCUUAGCAGACCCUUUCUGAACACCAGCGCCGGAGCUCUGAUGUAAUUUACCCCAAAACGAUAUAUUACAUAGCUCCCUAAGGACUUGGACAGUUGGGAGUUCAGUAUGAGAUCAGAGAAUUUACCCACUGCGGUCUGAAAAGCACUGAAAGCUGCUUCUCUUUCUCUCAGGAUCAAAUAACAACGGUAGUACCUUCUGUUUUGUAGUCAUGACCACUUGAUUGUUGCCUUGCUACUAGCUUGGACAUUUUGGUUGAUUUUAAUUCUUGACUAGUGCUCAAUUGAAGAGCAUAGACAAUCAGGGCUAGCUGCACCAGUGGCUUGAAUGGACUAUACUAUUCUUUUUUUCUAUUUUGCUUAAAUAAUAGGGCGGUCGGCAAUGAUACAUUUUCAUACUUCUCAUUUAUCGUCACAUUGAAGAUAGAGCUGUUACUUGUCUAAGUUAUGGAAAUUGGUGUUAUAAUAUUGGUGUAGUAGUAUUUGUUAUAUUGCCUGCUAAUGGCACAAUAUGAUCAAAUAGGUACUGACUGGCAUUUACAGAAUGUUUAGUUUAAGGUGUCACUAAAUCCAUAUUUUUUGAUAAUGAAGAUCUAAAAUCAAACAGAUUGAUGUGAUGCAUACCAAUGUAUAAACCUAUUGUACAUGUAGAACUGAAUGGUACAUAACACUGGUUACACGCAAAAAAAAUUUAUUUAAAAAAAUACAUAAAGUCU